This is a messenger RNA of Chionomys nivalis (European snow vole), 3466 nucleotides long. It is a transcript of the gene Cenpn, whose product is annotated as centromere protein N. Gene Ontology annotation, biological process: chromosome segregation; CENP-A containing chromatin assembly. Bases 62 to 1081 code for a protein of 339 amino acids. The transcript is spliced from 11 exons. NCBI's taxonomy places the organism in Eukaryota, Metazoa, Chordata, Mammalia, Rodentia, Cricetidae. The record is from RefSeq and is a predicted model, not a curated record.
UCGAAAGCGCCGCGGCGGGAAGGGCUGCAGACGCGGCGGGCGAUGUGGACAGGCCAGAAAGAUGGAUGAGAAUGUUGCCGAGUUUCUCCGGAGGAGCAUCUUGAAAAUCCCCUUGCAUGCGAUAAAGACCAUCCUAAAAACCUGGGACUUUCUGUCUGAAAACCAGCUGGAGACCAUAAACUUGAGGCAGAGGAAGGAAUCUCUGGCCCAGGAAAUAAUUCUGCUGUGUGAGGGAAAGAAUGCAACUCUUGAUGACAUGGCCCUCUUAGACAUCGUGUAUACUCAAGUUCAUCGGCACAAGAAGCUCUGGGAUGUCUUUGAGAUGAGUAAAGAACCAGGUGAAGAUGUCGACCUUUUUGACAUGAAACAGUUCCAAGGUUCCUUUAAGAAAAUUCUUCAGAGAGCAUUAAAAAAUGUUUCAGUCAACUUCAAAGUCGACCAGAGGAAUGCUGUGUGGAUUCGGGUUGCCUGGGGAACACAACAUUCACAACCAAACCAGUACAAACCCACUUUUGUGGUGUACUAUCCCCAGACUCCAUAUGCCUUCAUUUCUACCUGCCCUCUGAAGAGCACUGUACCCCUUCUCCAUCAGGCCCUGAAGAUUGCAAGCAAACACCAUCAGAUGGUGCACCUGAAUCUGAGAAGCCGGCACCUGGACUCACUCAAGGCUAUCGUUUUUAGAGAGUAUAACCAGAACUUUGAUAGCCACAGCACCACAGUGCCUCUUCAGGAAGAAAGCUUUGGACUAGACGUGAAUUUGGAUUCAAACAUCAUUCUUGAAAACACAGAAGAAAAAGAAAGAAUCCAAAGAGUCACUCAGGAGACAUUUGGAACCUAUUCCCAGCCACAGCUGGAAUUUGCACAGUAUAAGCUGGAGACCAGAUUCAAGAGUGACAUAAGUGGCGGCAUCUUGGCUGACAGGAAAGAACCCCUCCGGUGCCUUGUAAAGUUCUCAAGCCCACAUCUUUUGGAAGCAUUGAAAUCCUUAGCACCUGCUGGUAUAGCAGAUGCACCGCUUUCUCCACUGCUCACCUGUAUACCAAGCAAGAAAAUGAAUUAUUUUAAAAUUAGAGAUAAAUGAGAUACAUGUGGCUUUGCUCGUAUUGCACAUGGAAUCCUGAUUGUAGCCGGCUGGCUUCUGUAUAGGCUCUUGUGUUUUAGAAAUCAAUCCUUGGCAUUGGAAAGUCAGUGGUUUUAAUGUAACUAUUGGGACUGUAUAUGUCCUCCCUGUGUGCUCUUGCGCUCUUGCUCCUCUGGCCUGCUAAUUACAGUAGCUGUGGGCAUCUGAGAAGCAAUACCUCUGGCUGCUCAGCAGGUCUUGGGCCAGCUACAUAAAGGUAUAAAAGGCUUUAGCUCGGAGAAAAAUAAAGGUUGCUGUUCUUCCAACUAAAAAGAAACCUCCAUGUCUCAAUCCCGGCACCACCACCACCCCUGCCAGUCUCAGCAUCCAAGCUGCACUGGUGCGGCAAGUGGAGGUUCCACCGAGAUCUGGAAAGUGAGGAUUUGUGAACGGGGUCACUCCAUCCACCAGCUAAAUUGAGAAGUGUAUUGGAGAAGAUAAUGUGUUUUUUUUUUCUCAUCCCCAGAGAUACUCUGAGGGACACCCUCCAAAAGACUAGUAAGUAUAAAGAAGAGGCGGGAGGGUGAAUUGAAGGCCUCAAAAAGUAACUGAAACUCUGAAAGCAACAAGGCACGGAAGUAACAAGGAAGACAGCCAGAGAUUUCGUACAAACAAUAGCUCAAGUUAGCCCCUGGUUUAUUAUGGGAGGGGGUUUAAAUGUUCCAGACUGGGAACAAGCCAAGUCAGAUUAAAAGGAGUAUGUGUUUUUUCAUCCCCAGAGACGCUCUGAGGGACACCCUCUGGAAGACUAGCCAGUAGGGAAGUAAUAAAGAGGAGGCAGAAGGGUGAAUUGAAGGCCUCAAAAAUAAUGUUUACAGAUAUAUGUUAUUGUGUUGAUUGUGUUGUCUUUUGUAUUCUGGACUGGAGAAAGACAUUUGAUUCUGGGAGCUGCUAGGAAAGGUAUUUUGACUUUAAAAAUCAGGCCUAAGGAUUUGAUGCUUUGGAAAAGAGGUUCUGCUUUUGUCUCCACAGAGGAUGAGAUCCUGUGGAUUCAUUGCAAAUUUAUGUGGUUUGAUUCACCGAGCCUCCCCCCCCCCGAAAUGUUGAUGUAAAAUACCCCUAAGAAUGCAGCACACACACACACACACACACACACCCGGUCAGCAGGAAGUAGCCAGUCAGAUUGACAAUUCUCUAAAAGAUUGUUAAAGUAGGGCCCCUUCAGUGGUUCCAGGGCGGCAAGACUGCUUCCCUGCUCCUCUCCAUGCACCCUGUGCAGACGGCUGAGACUGUCAACCAGAUGGCUGAAAGAGUCAGCAAUGCUUUGGACAUUCAAAUUGAUCUUAAUGGACAUAUUCAAUUGGGCAUAUUGACCUUGAACCACAAGUGGCUCUGGUUCAGGAGCAAGUAGACUAUCUUUGGACUUUUCAACAGUUAACAUGUUCUAGCUUUUUUUAUGUUAUGUGAGUUAUGAGAGGGGUUUAGAAUACUGCUUUUAAUUUUAAUUUUACCACCCAGUUAGUACAUGCUAUUUAAGCCAUAAAUUUGGAGGAAAUCAACCAGGCUGAAUAGACUGCAUAAAUACAGCAUGAAAGGCCUAAGUACCACUUUGCAGACACCGUUGUUCCCUGUUGCCGCUUGCUGCAGCCAUGGUCAACCCCACCGUGUUCUUGGACAUCAUGGCCACAUCAUGGCCAGUGGCGAGCCCUUGGGCCGUGUCUCCUUCAAGCUAUUUGCAGACCAAGUUCCAAAGACAGCAGAAAACUUUUGUGCUCUGAGCACUGGAGAGAAGGGAUUUGGAUAUAAGGGUUCUUCCUUUCACAGGAUUAUUCCAGGAUUCAUGUGCCAGGGUGGUGACUUCAAACACCAUAAUGGCACUGGUGGCAGAUCCAUCUAUGGAGAAAAAUUUGAGGAUGAGAACUUCAUCCUGAAGCAUACAGGUCCUGGCAUCUUGUCCAUGGCAAAUGCUAGACCAAACACAAAUGGUUCCCAGUUUUUUAUCUGUACCGCCAAGACUGAGUGGCUGGAUGGCAAACAUGUGGUCUUUCGGAAGGUGAAAGAAGGCAUGAACAUUGUGGAAGCCAUGGAGCGUUUUGGGUCCAGGAAUGGCAAGACCAGCAAGAAGAUCACCAUUUCCGACUGUGGACAACUCUUAAUUCUUUUGACUUGUGGGCUUCUUUCCCACCAGACCAUUCCUUCUGUAGCUCAGGAGAGCACCCCAGCCCCAUCUGCUCGCAGUACCCUUCAUCUCUGCUCUCACUGAAGUUCUUUGGGUUCCAUAUUUUCCACAGUCCCCUUCAAGUCUAGCUGGAUUGCAGAGUUAAUUUUAUGAUUAUAAAUAAAAACUAAGUAAGAAAAAAAAGAAGGGCCUAAGUUAUGCUAUAUAAUGUGAUGUGUGCAGACUGG